CACUAUCCGUUGAUUUCGAACCUCAUCAAGUAUAUUGCGACAUGACCCGAGAUGGUGGUGGUUGGACACUGCUAAUGACGAGUGUCACGCAUAAUGGUUUCACGGUUGGUGAAUUUAUGAAUAAAAACAGUGGGACGCCCUCUUUGACAGAUGAUUACUCGAUACUACAGUAUGUAGAUGAUAUGAUCAAUGAUUGUACAGUCAUGGAUAAGAUACUGUAUCGCCUAGAAGCAAGCAGCAAUAAUUCCUGGGGUGGUAUUUGGGUAGCCGACAAAACGUGUAAUUUUACAGAUGUAGACUUCGAACAAGGUUCGGUUAUGGCUUGCAAAUAUAGUGCAUGGGAUGAAACGUCCGAUGACAGUAUAUCAAGCAUUAUCCCCUACAUUGACAAGGGAGAGAGUCUGUUCACAACGCGAAACCGAAGUUCACCGUCGUUGUAUGGUACAUUGGCGUGUGAGUCAUGUUCGAGUAGCUUGGGUGUACCAGCACCGUGGAUCCACCCGGAAAUGCCGAGUCCUGGUAUAAUAUGGUACUGGAUGAAAGAAAUCAGAAUCGGUGCCUCCUGGGCAUGUGACCCCAUGUUGGGUCAUACUUACACGGACGCUGACAGGGAAGUAACAUCAAUGUUUACGGGGGAUAAUGUUGUCCAGUGUUCGGUAUUAGACUUCAGCAGCGGAUUCCCAUAUUUCGUGACUACAACUACAGCAGUCGUCACCACACCGGUUACUACUGUAUUUACGACCGUACCUGCGAUGACUACAGAUGAAUUAAGUACAGUUACACUAAACCAAUCAACAGUGACAGCUCCCACAACAAGUGUAAACAUAUUUCAACGAUUAUCGAUAGAGACACAUAAUGUGAUAACAUCAAACAGAACAGUUGAAGAGAUACAACAAACUGCUAAGGAUAUAAUAGAAUUGACAAGUGACGCCAUUUCGGUGCAGUUUUGUUGUGUUCAGGACGUAGUAGCUGAGAGCAGUAAAAUUAACGUGUCAUCGCGUGUCUUCAUUUCAUCGAUCCUAAAAGGUGUAGAUGAAUUCAUAGAGGGCAUCGCACUAUCGCUUCUUCCCGGGGAAUACGUACACGUAAAUACGUCGAACAUAGAGAAGGUUCUGUAUGGUUUUGCAGACAUGGUUCUGUAUGGUUUUCUAGACAUGGUUCUGUAUGGUUUUAUAGACAUGGUUCUGUAUGGUCUUCUAGACAUCGUUCUGUAUGGUUUUGCAGACAUGGUUCUGUAUGGUUUUGUAGACAUGGUUCUGUGUGGUUUUCUAGACAUCGUUCUGUAUGGUUUUGCAGACAUGGUUCUGUAUGGUUUUGUAGACAUGGUUCUGUAUGGUUUUGUAGACAUGGUUCU
This is a messenger RNA of Saccoglossus kowalevskii, 1354 nucleotides long. Its product is annotated as adhesion G protein-coupled receptor D1-like. Lineage: Eukaryota; Metazoa; Hemichordata; Enteropneusta; Harrimaniidae. The record is from RefSeq and is a predicted model, not a curated record. Gene Ontology annotation, molecular function: G protein-coupled receptor activity. Gene Ontology annotation, cellular component: plasma membrane. Gene Ontology annotation, biological process: cell surface receptor signaling pathway; G protein-coupled receptor signaling pathway.